This is a messenger RNA of Naegleria gruberi, 3570 nucleotides long. RefSeq lists its product as uncharacterized. The record is from RefSeq and is a predicted model, not a curated record. Bases 1 to 3570 code for a protein of 1189 amino acids. Lineage: Eukaryota; Heterolobosea; Eutetramitea; Acrasida; Naegleriidae. The transcript has a single exon. Gene Ontology annotation, molecular function: chromatin binding. Gene Ontology annotation, cellular component: chromatin; cohesin complex; nucleus. Gene Ontology annotation, biological process: sister chromatid cohesion.
AUGGGUAGAACUCCACGUAUUGCCAAGCGCAAAACAUCAACAAAGAGAAAAAGAAAGGAUGAGAGUGAAGAUGAACACGAAUCUGAUCAAUCAGAAAAUGAACAAGUAACUGUGGCCUCUGAACAAAGCGAAGAUGAACAAUCUGAAGCAGAGGAACCAUCAGAACCAUCAUCAUCAGAAGACGAAGCCUUCCACGAUGAUGAAAAGGAUGAGGAUUUCGAGCCUCCAAAACCAAGAACAUCAAGAAAGAAGUCUACAACAAAAAAGACAACAACCAAGAAAAAGGAUACAACAACAACAACACCUAGGAAGAAGAAACUUAAAACUGGUACAUCAACAACAACAAAGAAAACAAAAACUAGUGGUGAAUCUAAAGGAAAAAAGAAAGGAUCAAAGAAAAAGGAUGAUAUUAUUGAAGAGGAUAUGGUUGUUGUAAAUGAAGACAAGGAUUCUAUGUUUGCUUCUGUUAGAAAAGAAAGCUCAGCUAUCAGAGAAAUUGUUGACAACUGGCAAGAAAGCUUUGAUUCUGAUAAAUCAAAGGCUACUGCUGAAUUGUUGACAUUUUUAUUACACUCAUCAGGUGCAAAGGGUGAAACAGAAUUUGCUGCAAAAAAACUUAAAGUUGUAGAAUCAUCAAAAAUGGAAAAGGUUAUUGAUGAUUUGAUUGAAGAAUUACCAACUAGUCUGCAAGUUUAUCCAAUUAUUAACAAUCACCCAUCUCUCAAACACUUUAGAAAGAACUUUGCUGAUUUUUGGGAUACUUUUGUUGAUGUAACAAAGGAAGGUUCACAACUUUAUGAAAAGAUUAUUCAAGAAAAGUUUAUGAAUUGGCUUUUCUUAAUGACAUCAUCUACUUGCAGAGCUUUGAGACAUACAUCAACAUUGGCAGCAUAUCGUAUUGCCUCUAGCGCCAUUGAUGCAAGAAGAUCAGAGGCUAAAACAUUGGCUAAACUUGAAAAACAAGCAAAGGCAGCCAAGAAUAAGAAGAAGGAAACGGAAUUGUUGGAUCUGUGUGAAGAACAUCAAGAUAAGACAAACACUCUGGAGAAGAUAUGUAAAGAUAUCUUUUCGCAGAUUUUUGUUAAGAGAUACAGAGAUUCAUGCCCAGAUAUUCGUGCUCUUUCUCUUUUACAAGGUGUUGAAUGGGUUAUUGGACUUCCAGAACAAUUUUUAAAUGAUUCUUCGUUAAAAUUCUUUGGUUGGAUGUUAAAUGAUACUGAAGAAAGUGUAAGAAAAGUUGCUGUCCAAGUUUUGGAUAAAAUUUACAGUAAGAAAGAUUGGAAAGAUCAAUUGAACAAUUUUACAUUACAAUUUUUACCAAGAAUUAUUUCAGUCACUCGUGAUGUUUCAGUUUCAGUUUCUGUUGAAGGAAUCAAACUUUUAACAACACUCCUCCAAAAUGGUUACUUGAAAGCUAAUCACAUUGAGGAAGUUUCCAAACUUAUGUUCAGUGAAGUUUCUAGCGUAAGAUUUUAUGCUGCCAAGUUUGCGUAUACACAUAUCAAAUCUAAAUCAGAUUCAUCUAAGUCCAAGAAAUCCAAAAAGUCUGAUGUCAGUUUGAAAGAUGUUCUUGAAUUUGUUUCUGAAUCUGUUGAAGAGUUUCCUAUGGCUCCAUAUUAUGUUGUAGAUUCGUGGUGGAGUCUUGAUAGUGAUAUUUUCAGAAGCUACAAGCAAAUUUGUCAAAUGAUCAAUGAUGAAGAAGGUGAUGCUAUAACAUUAAUCAAGAUACUUAAUGCCUCCAUUCAAAAACUUAAGGGUUCUUUGAAGAGUGUGACAAGUUCGUCAGAUAAUGUUAAAGUUAAUACAAAAUCUAAACUUACAACAAAAGAAGUAGAAGAAGAAGUUGAAGAAAUUACAGGUAUUUUAGCACCAUAUCUUUCAGGAUUGAUUGAUAAAUACAGAACUGAACCUGAAAUUGUUGCAGAGUUGAUUGAAAUUCCACAACAUUUAGAUAUGGAUAAUUACGCUGAAUCACAUUUCACAAAACUUUUAAAGUCUCUUAAAGAAACAUUGAACACAAAUAUUUCCCCAACAGUAUAUCUUCAAAUUGCUAAAACAUUCAAAUAUCUCAUUAAGGAUCAUGAGGAUUUCUCACUCAGAUCAGAGGCUACUCUUCAAUAUAAUGAGAUAAUCAGAGAAAUGUCAUCUCAACUCAAAGAUGCUGUUCAAACACUUCACGAACAAGAUGAACCAACAGCAGACGUGUUAUCAACAUUACACAGAAUAAGAGCCUUUACAAAGGUUGUAGGAACUUCACAAUUAAUUGCUGAUGAAGUUUUGUUUGAAGAUAUGAACAUUAUUUUAGAGUCAAAGAUUUCAGAAAUUGAAAUGUCACAAAAGGAUGAUUCAUCUAGUUCUGAAGAAGAAGUUGAUGAAGUUACACCUAUCAUUAUUGAUAUUAUUCAAGAUGAUUUGUUCUGGACUCUAAAGGACUCAUUGGAAGAAAAGGGUGAACCUAGAGCCAAACUUCAAAAGAAGUAUCUAACUAAGCAAGAAAAGAUUACAACUCCUCUUUUCUACGUAUUAAAGAAAGGAAAGAUUGGGUCUUCCAUCAUUUUACAUUGUUUCAACCAUUUAAUGAAUAUUUACAUGAUUACAUGUGCUGAUAAUGUUGGUUCUGAUACACUUAUUCCAUUAACCACUAAUGAUAGAGUUGAAAUUUUGAGAAGAUUCUUCACCAAGUCAAUGAAACAUCUCACUAAGGAAUAUAUUUUGAAUAGUGUUUCUGAUGAAGAAAAUGUAGAUGAAGACGAAAAGAAGAAGAAAGAUGCUAAAAUCAAAGUAAUCAAUCAAACAGUUUCUGAUCUUAUUCUAGGAUUAUCAAGAGCUAUUAUCUGUAAGAGUUUACCAGAUACUCUUAUUCCAGAUAUUUUAUCAUACUUUGUCAAGACCAAGAUUCCUAUUGUUGAGGAUGUCAUCAAAAAGUUCCACGCCGAUAUUAAACACCGUUUCGAAUCCAAGUUAUGGGAAUAUGAAUUUGGUGCUUUGAAGGUUUUACACAGUGCUUAUCUCGAUUAUGUUGAACAAGAAGAAGAAAAAUCAAUCAUCAAGAAAGCCAGCAAAGAUUUGGAAGAGUUAGGCUCCAGAAUCAGCAAAUCUCACUUCCCUGGAAAAGAUGUUAAACAUUUGGAAUCACUUGUUACUCAUACCAUCAACUUUAUCUUUGAUGAUAUUAACCAAUAUCAUUCAUUCCUUACUGGUUUAAUGAAAUUCCGUUUCAAGGGUCUUUCGGACGCCAAGAGAUCCGAAUUUGUCAAAUCAAUCAACAGAAAACUUGACCAAAUUGAUGAUAUUGACAAAAAAGCAAAGGAAAAUGUUGAAUCAUUCAUUGAACUUUUGGAAGUAAAGAAGAAGAAGGGUGAUGAAACAGAAGACGAAAAGACUGACAAUGAAAAGGAUAAGAUGGAAGACGAAGAAGAAGAAGAAGAAAAGAAAGAUGAAGAGGAAGAAAAAGAGGAAGAAAAGAAAGAUGACAAGAUGGAAGAUGAUGACAAUACUCAAAUAUCUGAAACUAAGGAAAAUGAAGAAGAUGAAGAAUUAAUCUCAAGCAAACCUAGAUCCUCCCUUUAA